AUGACGGUGGCUCAUUCUCGCCGAUUCUCGACGGCGGUAAAACCUAUUGACAUUAGCCUGCUCUCGAAACAACUGCUUCAGCUGGGAAGGACCAGCAAUUCCGAUACGUUUUCAGAGAUCAGUCGUCAAAGAGAACAACUUGUGUCUUCCCUAAUCUCGACGCUCGAUGAUUGCGCCGGUCUUAACCAAAUCAAGCAAGUUCACGGUCAUGUUAUCCGAAAAGGUCUUGAUCAAAGUUGCUACAUUAUCACCAAGCUAAUUCGCACGCUUACUAAGCUCGGCGUUCCAAUGGAUCCGUAUCCUCGCCGUGUGAUCGAGCCUGUUCAGUUCCGGAACCCGUUUCUAUGGACCGCAGUGAUUCGUGGGUAUGCGAUUGAAGGUAAUAUUUUGGAAGCUAUCUCUAUGUAUGGAUGUAUGAGGAAAGAAUGGAUUACGCCUGUUUCUUUUACCUUCUCUGCUCUUUUGAAAGCUUGUGGUUCGGUGAGAGAUUUGAAUUUGGGUCGGCAGUUUCACGCACAGACGUUUAGACUUAGGGGUUUUUGUUGUGUAUACGUUGGGAACACGAUGAUCGAUAUGUAUGUGAAGUGUGGGUCUAUUGAUUGUGCGCGUAAGGUGUUUGAUGAAAUGCCUGAACGAGAUGUGAUAACGUGGACAGAGCUUAUAGCAGCGUACGCGAGAGUUGGGAAUAUGAAAUCUGCAGCGGAACUGUUUGAAAGCUUGCCUAGUAAGGACAUGAUGGCUUGGACAGCCAUGGUCACAGGAUUCGCGCAGAACGCUAAACCGCAGGAAGCUUUAGAAUAUUUCAAUAGAAUGGAGAAAUCGGGAAUUCAAGCUGAUGAAGUCACUGUCGCCGGAUUUAUAUCGGCCUGUGCACAGCUUGGAGCAAGCAAAUAUGCGGAUCAGGCAGUUCAAAUAGCUCAGAAAUAUGGGUAUUCUCCUAGUGAUCACGUUGUUAUCGGUUCUGCAUUGAUAGACAUGUACUCAAAAUGCGGAAAUGUUGAAGAGGCCGUAAAUGUAUUUGAGUCGAUGAAAUACAAGAAUGUCUUUUCUUACAGUUCUAUGAUCCUUGGUUUCGCUAUGCACGGUCGUGCUCAAGAGGCUCUAGAUCUGUUCCAUUACAUGGUAACACAUACCGCAGUAAAACCAAACACGGUUACAUUUGUUGGUGUGCUUACGGCUUGCAGCCACACAGGACUUGUAGACCAAGGACGUCAAAUAUUUGCGUCUAUGCAUCAAAUGUUCGGCGUUGAACCAACGCGUGAUCACUAUACUUGUAUGGUCGAUCUUCUUGGCCGUGCAGGACGGUUACAAGAAUCCCUUGAGCUGAUUAAAACCAUGUCAGUUGAGCCACACGGAGGGGUAUGGGGUGCUUUGCUCGGUGCGUGCAGAAUCCAUAACAAUCCAGACAUUGCAGAGAUUGCUGCAAAACAUUUGUUUGAAUGGGAACCAGACAUUAUCGGAAACUAUAUCUUGCUCUCUAACAUCUACGCUUCAGCUGGAGACUGGGACGGCGUUUUAAGUGUGCGGAAACUAAUUAAAAAGAAGGGUUUAAAGAAGACACCCGCGGCUAGUUGGGUAGUAGAUAAGAAUGGUCAGAUGCAUAAGUUUUUCCCGGGAAACAUGAACCAUCCAAUGUCGAACAAGAUUCAAAAAACGUUAGAAGAGCUUGUAGAGAGACUAACCGUAUUAGGGUAUAAACCGGAUUUAAGCUCUGUGACCUACGACGUGAAUGAUGAUGGGAAGAGACUGAUACUGAUUAGGCACACCGAGAAGCUGGCUUUAGCGUUCUCUUUGCUCACUACGAGCAGAGAUUCGACGAUCAUGAUAAUGAAGAAUCUGAGGAUGUGCCAAGAUUGUCACACAUUCAUGCGUUUGGCAUCGGAGGUUACAGGUAGAGUGAUUAUAAUGAGAGAUAAUAUGAGGUUCCAUCAUUUUCGGAGUGGAUCUUGUUCUUGUGGUGAUUUUUGGUGA
Arabis nemorensis is the source of this 1971-nucleotide messenger RNA. The record is from the annotation of a GenBank genome assembly. Lineage: Eukaryota; Viridiplantae; Streptophyta; Magnoliopsida; Brassicales; Brassicaceae.